Lachancea fermentati is the source of this 1473-nucleotide messenger RNA. The record is from the annotation of a GenBank genome assembly. Lineage: Eukaryota; Fungi; Ascomycota; Saccharomycetes; Saccharomycetales; Saccharomycetaceae.
AUGCUGCAACGCUUACUACUUUUGAUACUAUCUCUUUUGGUAGUAUCGGUACAGGGAAAUAAGGAGUCAUUCUCGCAAAAGAAUUGGCAAGUAUGUAGUGGGAUGUACUCAAAAGAGGACUGGGGUGGCAAAGUAGAUCCAUACAUUAGGUUCAACCUGAAAGAACUGGAAAACACAGAAGGUCUUUCAGUGGUAGUAUUCGAUUUUAAGGAUAUUGAGCACCUUGGUUCUAAGCUUGACAAUGAAUGGUAUUACAUCUGUGACGAGUAUGCAAUUGAUUUGGGGCUGUGCGACAGUUCCCACAAAAACGAAUACAUUGUACAUGACACCAUUCUAGAUCCGACCACAGGGGAAAACAAAACGCUAAGCUCGACUGUUUCGACUUUUUACCAAACAGAAAUUGGCAAACACGACCCUGACUACAAAGUUCUUUCUACUGGGUAUUAUUGCAUCGCGACAUAUUCGAGCGAUGAUUCUGCGAAAUUUUCUGGCACUAUCAAUUUCAGAAAUGCCUUUGGUCAGCUGCCUGCAGCAGAGAUUAACAAAUUGCCUCUUUAUGGACUGUUGGCUAUUUUCUAUCUCGUAGCGAUGGCACUUUACAGUUUUGCAUUUUGGAAGCACAAGCAUGAGUUACUUCCUUUACAGAAGUAUCUGUUGGCUUUUUUCUUAUUCUUGACUGCAGAACAAAUCUUUAUUUGGGCCUACUAUGACAUUAAAAACGAAAAGGGUGACACAGCCGGUACAAAAGUUUAUAUGGUCUUUGUGUCGCUGUUGAAUGGUGGCAAGAUGUCUUUCAGCUUCUUUUUGUUACUUGUGAUUGCCUUAGGCUACGGAGUGGUAUAUCCUAAGUUGAAUAAGAAAUUGAUGAGAAGAUGCCAGUUCUUCGCGGCCUUCAACUUUGCGCUUUGUGUCGCCUACCUGAUUCAGAACUACCUGACAAAUCCUGAAUCCACUUCCUUACUUCCACUCAUAACACUGGUUCCAUUAGCCCUCACUAUGCUGGCAUUUUAUUUCAUGAUUCUAAAAUCGAUGUCCCAGACUCUUCGGUAUCUACAAGAGCAAAGACAAGUGGUGAAGCUAAAAAUGUACAAAAAACUUUUGACUACCAUUUAUGUCUCCUUAUUCAUCCUGUUUGCUGGGUUAGUGGUUUCUUCUUUCGUUUUCAUUGGAAUGAAUUCUAUAGAGAUGGUCGAGCAGCACUGGAGGACAAGAUUUUUCUUUAUGGACUUCUGGCCUUCAUUGGUUUACUAUUUCGUUUUCGUCACAAUUGCAUUCAUAUGGAGGCCUACAGAUAGUUCAUACAUGCUUGCUUGUUCACAACAAUUGCCAACGGAUCCUGAGAAUGUUGCAGAUUUCGAUCUCGAUGAUCUUCAAUCUUUGGACGAGCCGGCAUCACAUGUUGAUGAAGACUUGAACUUUUCUGAUGAUGAGCCACAAAAUCCCCAUGAUCAAAACCAGCAUCACUCAAAAUAA